This is a messenger RNA of Lepisosteus oculatus (spotted gar), 612 nucleotides long. Its product is annotated as somatostatin-1B. Gene Ontology annotation, cellular component: extracellular region. Gene Ontology annotation, biological process: regulation of cell migration. Gene Ontology annotation, molecular function: hormone activity. The record is from RefSeq and is a predicted model, not a curated record. Lineage: Eukaryota; Metazoa; Chordata; Actinopteri; Semionotiformes; Lepisosteidae.
CAAGAGGAAAUCCCUGAAUCCGAGAGACCGCAGAAGCACCUCGAGUCUCCAGCGCUCAGCCUCGUACCUCCUCCUACACACACCUCUCAGCAUGCAGCUCCUUGCUAGCCUGGCGUCGCUAAUGCUAGUGGUGUACAGUGUGAGAGCAGCCGCCGUCCUGCCUGGUGAGGAGAGAGCCACACUACACACUAAGGAGCUGAGCAAAGAUCGCAAAGAGCUGAUUCUCAAACUGAUUUCUGGCUUGUUGGACGGAGCCGACAGUGCAAUGCUGGCGGGAGACGUGGCGUCAGUGGACCUGGAGGAGCCUCUGGAGUCCAGGCUGGAGGAGAGAGCCGUCUAUAACCGCCUGUCACAGCUGCCGCAGCGCGACCGCAAAGCCCCGUGUAAAAACUUCUUCUGGAAAACCUUCACUUCCUGCUAACAGUCCCAACCACCCCCGUUCUCGCCCGGCAUCCCUGACAUGAACUGUUUACUGACCCACACUGUAAAUACCAUCCGCAAUUGUCUAUAGAGGGUAUUUCUGUGGACUCUUCUCAGUCUGUUAAUUAUUCUAUUUAUCUAUUUAUUAUUGCAUCAGAAAUAAUAAAGCAUGGUUAAGAUGUUUGUCUUUCA